Molecule: messenger RNA, 662 nt
Organism: Anopheles darlingi
Lineage: Eukaryota; Metazoa; Arthropoda; Insecta; Diptera; Culicidae
Product: cuticle protein-like
Exons: 2
Coding region: 49-660 (203 amino acids)
Cellular component (GO): extracellular matrix
Source: RefSeq, a predicted model, not a curated record
UCCGGUGCCGUGAAGAACAACAUCCUGUCCGAAGCAACCGAAGCAACAAUGGCAUUCAAGUUCCUGACCUUUGCCGCUCUGAUCGCUGUUGCCCGCGCUGGAGUGAUCGCCACGCCAGCGGUCAGCUACCAUGCUGCCCCGGCCGUAGUGGCUGCUCCGGUCGCUAAGGUCGCUUACGCCGCGGCACCAACGCUGGUUGCUGCCCCGGCGGUGGCCAAGGUUGCUUAUGCUGCCCAGCCCGAGGAGUACGACGCGAACCCUCACUAUUCCUACUCGUACGGUAUCUCGGACGCCCUGACCGGAGACUCCAAGUCCCAGCAGGAGUCGCGCAGCGGAGAUGUUGUCCAGGGAUCGUACUCGCUCGUUGAUGCCGAUGGUUUCAAGCGUACCGUCGAGUACACCGCUGACCCACACCACGGAUUCAACGCUGUCGUCCACCGUGAGCCUCUGGCCGCCAAGACUGUCGUCGCUGCUGCCCCGGUAGCCACCAAGGUCAUUGCUCAGCCAGCUCUCGCUUACGCCGCUCCAGUGGCCAAGACCAUCUCGUACGCUGCUCCGGUUGCCACCAAGACGGUCAUUGCUCAGCCAGCCCUCGCUUACGCCGCUCCGGUCGCCAAGCUGGCCGCUCCGGUUGCCUACACCACCGGCUACCAUCACUAAUG